AUGGAUGAGCGCAAUGAGCCAAAGCAUGAUGCUCGCGGCUCUCUACAUAACCCUGGCACCGGGGCCAGAUCGCCAGACCGAGACGACGAAGACGGAAGAGCCGAGUCGUCGAACAAGUAUCGAAGAAUCGACCAGGAGGGUGCCAGAGCCUCGACGGCUUCCGAGCAAAGCAGCCGUUUUCUGUUUGUCGACUCGUCCUCGACUGGGCAGCGACCACGUUCUGACCAGCGAGCGAUCAAUGCGCACAUUCAACAGACUGCGCAUAGAAACCGCAAGAAGGCCGCACAGAAGCAGACGACGACAGGAGCGGCGAAUAUAGGACGAUAUCGACGUGAGCCUCAGUUGCAACCGCGUCCUAUCGAGCCUCAACCCACCUCUCCUGUGACGCUUGAGCGACGGAACCCUCUGCAAUCACGACGAUCGAUCAGUCGUGAAAGCUCUUCAGCACCACGAUCAUCACUCAGUCCCCCAGCGGAGGUUGUUGGUCGCGAACCACCGGCCUCAGCACGAGCGGAAUCCCCUCCAGAAAAUGACCAUGCGCAUUUGGACCGGUUACGGCACUACAGCAGCAUCCGUGGAGCGGAAGUUCGUGAGGCCAUCACCGCUCAGCAACAGUCACAGAAUGUAUCGACAGAAAUCGCUCGGCGGGAGGCUUCUCAGGUCGAGGCCACGUCGGUGAGGUCUAUGCUUACACAAAUUCUACAACGGCUGGAUGCUGGUCAUGCGGGUCGCUUGAUUCAACCCUCUAUCACUUCCUCGCUGAAUAACACUCUCCUUGACCCUUUCAAUCUCAGCUCUGUACAUAUUACACCAAGCAUGAAUGCUGUUUUGCGCCAUUUCUCCGAAGUGAUGAUACCCAGUGUAUUUCCCACGCGACACCAAGCCGAAAUCCAAAGUCGAUGGGCUUUCCAAAACGCUGCACAAGAGCCACUGGUGCUGUACUCGCUUCUGGCAAUUUCGUCGGCCGAGCGCAGUUCGCGCUUGGGCGAGCUACGAAGUGGUUCGAUCGAGACGACGUUCACCGAAGCAGACCUCGAAAACCGCAGCGUACCGGAUUUUGUCUCGUACAAAGUGAACGCCGUGAGGAUUGCAAAUGAAACCAUGAAAUCGAUGGAAAAGGCCACGCAGGCUUCGACCAUUUUUGCCAUGAUGUGUUUGCUUUCGAUCGAGCUGAUCGCCUGGCGAGGCGGGUACCAUGGGAUACCUCCUCAUGCUACCGAGCUCAUUCUCUCGACCUCGUACAUGUGUGCUGCCCUAACACGAUCGUUGCCUGCGGCUCCUCCGACGUCGACCCUGUCUGCCCUCCCUGCGAGCUUGGUCGAAGAAAUCCGGCAAAACGUGAGCGAGGAUGUCAAAAAAAUGGGCAUGGGGCUCUUGACCCCGGAAAUCGAUACCAUCAUGGACUGGAGAAUAUCACAAGCGUUUCGGGACAUGAAGGACGUCGUCCAAUACCGGGAAUACUACCACGAGAAGCAGCUGGUCCCCGUGCCAGAGGAGAACGAGUACAUCAACGCCAAGAGCUACCAUUUCCGGUACGCAGCCUUGUCCGCGCCGUUUGAGCCGCGAGAGCCGGCCAGCGACAAGGAGGAGGCCUGUCGUCUGGCGAUGCUGAUUUUCUGGUUCAGCAACUUCCAGAUCUCGCGCCCGGAGUUCGCCCUCAACCGGGCACUGACCGCGCAACUCAAGGCGGCCCUGCAAGCUUCCGACUUGAAGGGUCUUUGGGGCCCGCACUAUGAACUCUUCGUCUGGGUUCUCCUGCUCGGGGCGUACAUAUCCGCGGGACAGCGAGAGAGGCCGUGGUUUGUCCUGAAUCUCGCGCGGGUCUCUAGAGUGCUCCAUUUGCAGAGCUGGGAGGAUGUCCGCCAAGUUCUGCUGAAGUUUUUCUAUCUCGACCGCAUCUACGCCGAAGGCAUGCGGCAGAGUUGGGAGGAAGCGGCGCUGUUGGCGGAGACGCUGGAGGCCGGGCUGUGA
This is a messenger RNA of Fonsecaea nubica, 1971 nucleotides long. RefSeq lists its product as hypothetical. The coding region runs from base 1 to 1971 and encodes 656 amino acids. The record is from RefSeq and is a predicted model, not a curated record. Lineage: Eukaryota; Fungi; Ascomycota; Eurotiomycetes; Chaetothyriales; Herpotrichiellaceae. The transcript has 4 exons.